This is a messenger RNA of Gambusia affinis (western mosquitofish), 2199 nucleotides long. It is a transcript of the gene stmn2a, whose product is annotated as stathmin 2a. Gene Ontology annotation, cellular component: growth cone; neuron projection; cytoplasm. NCBI's taxonomy places the organism in Eukaryota, Metazoa, Chordata, Actinopteri, Cyprinodontiformes, Poeciliidae. The record is from RefSeq and is a predicted model, not a curated record. Gene Ontology annotation, biological process: regulation of microtubule polymerization or depolymerization; neuron projection development; microtubule depolymerization. The transcript has 5 exons. Gene Ontology annotation, molecular function: tubulin binding. Bases 161 to 703 code for a protein of 180 amino acids.
AUAGGCAAGAGGAGGGUCUGAAUGCGCGUUCCUUUGCGCGUUCCUCUUGCUCCCCGCUUCCCAGUCCAAGCCUGGUCUAUUCGCUGACUCAGUGCCUUAAGCAGCAUCACGGUUCAUCGGAACAGAGCUUCAGCAUCCUCUGCGGAGAAAUACAUCAGCCAUGGCUAAAACUGUAACCGCAUACAAAGAGAAGAUGAAGGAGUUGUCCGUCCUCUCCCUUAUCUGUUCCUGCUUCUACCCAGAGACUCGCAACAAGCUUGUUUGUGAGUUUGAAGACAUGGAAGUUAAACCUAUAGACAAGCGGGCCUCAGGGCAAGCCUUUGAGGUAAUUCUCAAGCCCCAGUCUCCGGUGUCAGACAUUGCCCACAACCUUCCCUCUCCCCCAAAGAGGGAUCUCUCUCUGGAGGAGAUUGAGAAGAAACUGGAGGCAGCUGAAGAGCGAAGGAAGUACCAAGAGUCUCAGGUGCUGAAGGUUUUGGCGGAAAAGCGGGAGCAUGAAAGGGACGUGUUGCUAAAGGCCAUGGAGGAGAACAGCAACUUUAGCAAGAUGGCCGAGGAAAAGCUCCAGAUGAAGAUGGAACAGAUUAAGGAAAAUCGCGAGGCCCAGCUGGCAGCCAUGAUGGAGCGCCUACAGGAGAAGGAGAAGCAUGCCGCAGCUGUGCGCAGGAACAAAGAGCUGCUGAGGGAAGAGCAGCUAGCAUGAGCUUCACACAAUUCCUGUAGUCCGUCUGUCGAACCAUCCAUCUAUCCUUGCUCCGCCCUCAACCUCUCCAAAACAGACACUCUGCCCUGAAGGCUGAGAGGCUCAAGAAACUCACCACCACAGCACUGCACACCUUAUCACAACUAUCCACAACCAUCAGUAUUAUCAGUGAUACAGACAUCUAUGACACUCCUUUUACAACUGAAUAGAUUUGUUGAUUUAGCUAAAGUGCAACCAUAUGACUUUCAUUUUGUACUAUCUAUCUAUCUAUCUAUCUAUCUAUCUAUCUAUCUAUCUAUCUAUCUAUCUAUCUAUCUAUCUAUCUAUCUAUCUAUCUAUCUAUCUAUCUAUCUAUCUAUCUAUCUAUCUAUCUAUCUAUCUAUCUAUCUAUCUAUCUAUCUAUCUAUCUAUCUAUCUAUCUAUCUAUCUAUCUAUCUAUCUAUCUAUCUAUCUAUCUAUCUAUCUAGCUAGCUAGCUAGCUAGCUAGCUAGAUAGAUAGAUAGAUAGAUAGAUAGAUAGAUAGAUAGAUAGAUAGAUAGAUAGAAACUAGAUAGAAACUAGAUAGAAACUAGAUGAAUAGAUAACGGGUUAGCUAUCUGUUUAGCUAGCUAGCCAGAUAGCUUCCUGUCUCUCUGUAUCUCCCUCUCUCUGUGUCUAGUUGUCUUGCUAGCUGGCUAGAUAAAAAGACUGAAAGCGACUUAGCUAAAUUUCUUGAUAGCCAACAUUUUAUAUGUUUAUCUAGCUAGCUAGCUCUCUAUCUUUUUGUUAGUGACUGUUUAUGUUCUUCAAGUUUUACACCACAACUCUUAUCAUUUGAAAGGCCUCAGUGUUGGGAGUUGGCAGAAGAUGAAGGAUUGUCAAUGUUUUCUGAUGAUGUCAUGAAGAUGACGACGAUGAUGUUGAUUAAAUACUUGUAUGUUUCGUGAAGAGUGACAGUCGAUAUGUACAAAUCUGGUUUGGGUAUAUCGCAUCAGUUAUCUCCCCCAUGCUGCCUACUCAUGCUCAGCACCCAUAGAUUCAGACCACUUCCUUUGAGAUGAAUUGUAUUGUUGUUAGGAAUGUAUUUGCCUAAAGGAGUAAACUAUACAUCUGCAUAUUCACACCUUUUUUCAAAUAGUCAUUUGCCAAAUAAAUAGCUCUCCUAGGAUCUCUGGAGAUGAGCCUCACAAAAUGAAUGAAUGUUAUGAGACCAAACUGGUAUCAUACACAGUGUCUUGGACAGUGGAAUGUGCUGUUGCUCCCAUCUUGAUAUUUGAUAAUGUGAACCUAAAGUAUGUCUGUGUGGGCGACUAGGCAUCAUUAGCAUCUUUUCUCCUUAGAGGUGUAGGUAGAUAAUGGAUGCAAGAAGCUUUACAUACAGCACACUGAAGUAGUCUCUUUUUAACCUUCAGAAUACCACUGAUAUCUGCCUGCGUAGUCUGCUGCUUGUGUUUUUUUCCUCUUCAUAUUUUUCUCUGUGAAAGCUUUGCUGAAUAAAGGUUUGGGAGUUCUGUGAA